CCCGCGGCGGGCGGACGUGUGUCGAGGCUGCGUGUGCGAGCGCGCGCGUGUCUACAAUUUGCAUAGACAACGUAAACUUUCGUGCAACUUUUCGUUCGCGGCUUAGAUUGAUCGUUUCGGCCGGACCAUGCUCCUCGUGUGAGCUGCCCCAGUGGUGUAUAGCUGCAUUCACUAUACCGGCGGAGUUUUAUAGUUUAAUACAGCGCUAGUGUUAGACUUUACGACUCUAUGUUAAGCUGUAAAUUAUUGCGCAGGUACUAAAGUUGCGUUCAGGAACUUUAAAACUGGUGUUGCUAAAGUGGUUUUAUUAUAAAGUCGGUGGUUGUGCUAAGUGGAUGAUACAGUGACUUGGAUCCAUUGCUCUCGCAAUUGAUAUUUAUCGCCGAUGGGGUUCGAUGACCUCUAGCGGGGGCUGAGCGGGCGCGAUGGAGAGACGUGACGAGGUGCGCCGCCUCGGCUGCAGCGUGGCCAAGCAGACCAUCCUCACCACGCACCCGAGCGGCCUGCAGACGCGCGUGUCCGUCGAGCUGGCCAACUUCGACUCGCUCUGCUUACACCAUCCAGCGCCGAAGAAGUCUCUAUGGGGCGAUGGAAGUCCAUUCCUUAGCCGGCGAGGGUUAUUACACCAGGCGGGCGGGGUCUCCGCGCAAGGGACGCCUGUUCUUGGUCGCAAGUCGGACGCUGUGAACGAGGGUCGUUUCUCCCAGCAAUGCACGCCGGUGAUGCGGCGCCGCGAGCUGGACAGCCCGGGGGGCUCCCCGCUGCCGGCGCGGCGGGGGGCCGCGGGGGACGGGGAGGGGGACAGUGACGUGGACAACAGUGUCAUCAGCGGCUGGCUCAAGUUCCGGGACAACAAGCGGUGGAAGUCGAGAUGGGGCGUUGUCACGAAAUUGUCACCAGCCGCAGACUGCCUCCACCUGCAACUGUACCGCGACGCCAAAGACCGCUACAAGAAGGGACAAACAAAGGCUUCCCUCUCGCUCCAACACUUCCUCGGCUUCGAGUCGGGCUUCACGCUGGACAAGGAGUCGCACACGAUGGCCGUGGUCUGCCAGGACGUGGCCGUGGUGCUCGCCUUCGAGACGCGCGAGCGCCUGAUUGCGUGGCAGGUGAAGCUGGGCGCGCAGCUGGGCGGCUCACGGCAGUUCCUGGUGCUGGUGGGGGCGGGGGCCGGGGGCGCGGGGGGCGCGGGGCGGCUGCCCCCGGGGCCGGCGCGGCUGCACGUGGCGGGCCGCCGCGUGGCGCUCACCGCCGGGGUGCCGCCGCGGCUGCUUGGCUUGUGGGAGCUCGCGCACUUGAGACGCUACGGCGUGGUGGACGGCCGGUUCUGCUUCGAGGGCGGCUCGCACUGCGGGCGCGGCGAGGGGCUGCACGUGCUGCUCACGGACCAGGCGCGGGACAUCUCCGACGCCUUCGACCAGGCCGCGCGCGGGGACCUCUGUGUGCCGCGAUCGGGGACUUCCAGGAAAAGCAACGGUAAAGGAAACAACAACCGACCUGACACUCGGCUCUCGGACUUCAACACCUUCGAGCAAUCUCUCCCUGACUCGACCGGGCUCUAUGAAGAAAAUUUCUUCGGAGAGGAUUGCGGAGGAAACUCGCCCUACUGGCCGUCGGAUGAAAGGCGAGGAUUCGAUGAGAGCGAUUACAGACACGAUUGCGCCGAAAUCGGAGCCAAGCCACCAUGGAGCGGGGCAGACCAUGUCACGUUAGAGAGAUGUACCAACUGCUUGACCAAACUAGGCGCUAUUUCCCGCUCUUCGACUGUGGCUCUCGACCCUGAAACUAAUUUCAAACCAGCUUGGACGAUGGAGGCCGGACCUGAACCAUGCAGUUCUGAAAACAGUUCCAACGAUACAGAAUAUCUGACACCGCGAGCUAUCCGCAAAAAUCUAGAGUCCUCAUGUAGUUGUAAAGAUAGACCUCCUCACAGGCCGCCAAAACCUAACCAUUUAGAACAAAAGAAGCCUCCAGCGCCAUUGCCGGCCCAGGCCUGCUCCUGCGCAAUGAAUGAAAAUACAACUGUUAUAAACAAUCCUAAAGUUGGACCCUAUGAAAAUUAUGAUGUACCCAAAACAACUCACACAGAAAUUGAUAAUGCAGAAUAUUAUGACACACCAAAGAGAUUAAAACAAUCUUUAGCGGACGAUUUGUUCCGAGUUACAAAAGCAUCGAAGCCAGGAUCUUUAGUGCUAAAGAAAAACUGUGGAUGUAUCCUUAAAUUUGGCUCCAAGAAGCCAGUGAUAGUAGAGUGUGAUGAAAGUUUACAACCAGUCGAAUGUCCAUGUCAAAAGGUCACAAACUGGGCAAAUAAUUUGAUAAGUCUUCCAUACUGUAAAAGGAGUGAUGAAGGUGAUCAUAACAAAGUCACUGCAGAAAUACAUGCGAGACAGGAAUCAGAUCAAAGCGCGUUGUAUGCUACCGUUGAUGUAACGAGAAAAACGAACAGACAAAGUGGUACGGUUUCUGAGAAGGAUACAAUACUCAGUAUAGCUCCAGAUGAUACAGCGUUUAUGAAUUAUGAAAACGUUGAACCUGCUGCACCUAAAGAGUUUGAAGGGCCUUACGCUAACUACGAAAAUUUGGAAUUCGCAAUGUCGUUGGAAUAUUAUGAAAAUGCGAAAGAUCUUCUGAAGAAAGCUGGAGUCACUCAAACUGAACUAGAUGCUUUGAGUGUCAACUCUAGUAAAGUCACUACGAGUCAACCCAAGAAGAAGACUUGUACAACGUGUGUACACUGUGUUGGUAAAAAGGAGGAUUUACCUGCAAAGAAAAAUAAAAGUGAUGAGUAUUUACUUAUGGAACCUCCUGCUGAAAUGGCCCAGAAAUGCCAAACUAUUGCACCAAACCCCGGUUACACCCCUAUGUCUCCGAAUCCGAAUUGGUCCCAGAGUCUUAGAAAUCCAAUGCAUAAAGUGCAAAAUAUAGAAAUAGAAAAAUCAGUAAGUAAUCCUGUACUGAACGGAAGCGCUAUCAAAGCUGCCACAUUUGGAGCAAACUCAACAAUGAGCAAUUUGAGAGAUGCUUUGCAGAAAAGAUCCAGUUCUGUUGACUCUGCGCGACUAUUAGAAGACCUCAAAGAGUUUGAUAGCAGCAUUGGAAGCCAUGCAACAUCUUCAUCUCUUGAAACUUUGAGGAAUAUGGCUAUCGACACCAGAAUAUCAUCUUCCCCAUGUCAAGACGACGGUCACUGCAAUCAUGAAUGUUGCAAAUCUUCUGGAUCUGAUGCUAAAACUUCAGAAACAGAUUCAUCUAAAGAAAUACCACAUCUAAGAAACAAGCUCAUAGACAGCGCAGAAAUCAAAAGAUCAUCAAGUGUCCCUUGCAAAUCCGGUGGAAACAGAGACUCGUCAAGUUCCAAUGACUCAGGAGUGUCAAGUUGUUCAAUGAAGCACGGAGUCCCAGAGUUUGCGGACUACGAGACGCCGAUGACGUCGGGCCACUCGCGGCAACACUACAUGAUGCACAGGAAGAUGAGGGGUCACCUGUCCGGCUGUUUGCAUUCUUCCUUGCCGAGGAAGUCAAAGUCAUCAGAUCCGUUACGGGACUUAUCAAUGCAAAUACAUAGAAGCAGUAUUUCUGCAAAGUCAUCGUCGGCCGAAGCUGAAGUUCCGGUGCUGCCACCGAAGCAGAUAAAAGGAGUGGUGGACACGCACAGCACGUCGAGCGGCACGUCGGACAUGUCGGACUACAUCGAGACGCUGUCGAUGUCGUCGUCGCAUUCAUCAUCCGACACGCCCAUGAAUAUGCGGAUGGCCCGUCAGCCGACCAGCACGCUGCGGCCGCGGUCCGGGAAGGAGUACCACAACCUGGACCCCAUCCUCACCUCCAUGUACAAGCACGGACAGGACCUCGCCAACUACACCAACCUACCCUAGCCACCCUCUAGCUACCCUGUAUACACUCACGAGCUAUGAAAAAGUUCCACUUACUAAAUGACGCCACCAACCAACCCCAA
Plutella xylostella (diamondback moth) is the source of this 3958-nucleotide messenger RNA. RefSeq lists its product as uncharacterized. Gene Ontology annotation, biological process: neuromuscular junction development; positive regulation of protein tyrosine kinase activity. NCBI's taxonomy places the organism in Eukaryota, Metazoa, Arthropoda, Insecta, Lepidoptera, Plutellidae. The record is from RefSeq and is a predicted model, not a curated record. Gene Ontology annotation, molecular function: protein kinase binding.